This is a messenger RNA of Neodiprion fabricii, 1081 nucleotides long. RefSeq lists its product as uncharacterized. NCBI's taxonomy places the organism in Eukaryota, Metazoa, Arthropoda, Insecta, Hymenoptera, Diprionidae. Bases 46 to 459 code for a protein of 137 amino acids. The transcript has 2 exons. The record is from RefSeq and is a predicted model, not a curated record.
AGAAUCGAAGACUACCAAAUCCGCGUGAAUAUUUCGCAGACGAGAAUGAAUUUGCGUCAAAAUAUUUGCCUGUUACUGACUCUGCACGGCUUCGUCGUAGGCAUUGCGUCAGCGCCGACCAGCAUAGAUCUUGAGAAAAGUGAGAACACCCAGAAGCCGUCAGACGGUGAAACGGAACUAAAAGAAGAACCAAAAUCGGAUCCUCGAGCUUUGUCAGUCCCGUUUUUGUCCUCGAACGACUCGCCAGUAUCAGGAUCAGGGCUUUCUGGGCUUCCUGGUGUCGGCUCGAUGACUUCCGGGGCGAAAAUGUAUCUUGGGGCUUUCCAGGUGAUGGCAAUGCCAAUGCCGAACCUGAGCGAAAUGGCCGGAAUGCUCGGGAAUCUCGCUAAUCUUCCCGCGUCGAUAUCCAGCAUCGGAAAUCUCGGCGGACAGAGCAGCGGAUCUUCGAAUCAGGGAUAAAUAUUACACAGGUGGUCAGAAAAAAAUUUAUUGCUUCGAGUUUUUAUUCAGAUGAAUAAAUUUCGAUUCUAUACAUCGAACAAUAACCAAAACCUUUAUUUAAUACUUAUAAAGUUUGGAUCCGUCUUUUUUACGGUGAUAAAUAUGGCUUGAAGUUUUUGGUUGGUAGCUGAUAUUGGUGUCUGUUCGGAAGAAAAGGGAAAACGCGUUUUCACCGAGAUGCGAUGGACUUUAUCGUUAUUAACGUUAUUAGGAGAAGUUUAAUGAGAGCGUGAUGGAAGAUUAUGUUUGGGGUUUGAUACGAGAAAGUCCGUACAAUAAUAGAAGUUCAAAAAAUAUUCAUUUUUAAACUUUGUUUAUCAAUUCUUUUACAUUUGCAUUUCAUUAUUAGUUAUUAUUUCUGUAUAACAGUGAUUUAACUCUGAAAUUGAAGUUUGUUUAGUUGUUAUUUGCAAUAAGUGUUUGAGAAGAUAGGUCAUUUUUCUUAAAAUCUGAAACAUCGUUCCGGUAUCUAAAAAAACAAACCUUAUCUAAUAAAACUGUCUUUUCAUUUAUCAUUUACAUAGAAGAAAUCGAAAUUUGGCAUCUAGAACCCAGACUCAAAAUUCGUGUUCACCGUGCU